CGCGGCGGCACGCACAACCUGGCGAGGGCGCAGAACGGCGAGUGCCCCGGGCUGGCGAUGCGGCCGUGGCCUUCCGCGGACGGCGCGGGCAUCGUCGGCUGGACGCACUGGACGGUGUACGUCGAGGCGACUGGGAAGUGGGUUACGCGGCUGGUGCACCUCGAUCCUGUAGCUGUUGGG
This is a messenger RNA of Prorocentrum cordatum, 180 nucleotides long. NCBI's taxonomy places the organism in Eukaryota, Dinophyceae, Prorocentrales, Prorocentraceae. The record is from the annotation of a GenBank genome assembly.